This is a messenger RNA of Mugil cephalus (flathead mullet), 1230 nucleotides long. It is a transcript of the gene derl2, whose product is annotated as derlin 2. The record is from RefSeq and is a predicted model, not a curated record. NCBI's taxonomy places the organism in Eukaryota, Metazoa, Chordata, Actinopteri, Mugiliformes, Mugilidae. Gene Ontology annotation, cellular component: endoplasmic reticulum membrane; Hrd1p ubiquitin ligase ERAD-L complex. Bases 71 to 790 code for a protein of 239 amino acids. Gene Ontology annotation, molecular function: misfolded protein binding; ubiquitin-specific protease binding. The transcript is spliced from 7 exons. Gene Ontology annotation, biological process: endoplasmic reticulum unfolded protein response.
UGAACGCACCACGUUUCGCUUUGUAGAAUGACGUGUCAAGAAAGUGCCGGAAGCUUUCAGUCUGUCCAAAAUGGCUUACCAGACGCUACAACAGGAGUACUUACAGAUUCCUGUUGUAACCAGGGCAUACACAACCGCCUGCGUCCUCACAACCGCUGCAGUGCAACUAGAGAUCAUCACACCAUUUCAGCUCUACUUUAAUCCGGAUUUGAUUCUAAGGAAUUACCAGGUAUGGCGACUUAUAACCAACUUCCUGUUUUUUGGUCCAGUUGGCUUCAAUUUCCUGUUCAAUAUGAUUUUUCUGUACAGAUACUGUCGUAUGCUAGAGGAAGGCUCUUUCAGGGGACGAACGGCUGACUUUGUCUUCAUGUUUCUCUUUGGUGGGCUUCUGAUGACUAUAUUUGGCACUUUUGUGAGUCUGGUGUUCCUGGGUCAGGCCUUCACCAUCAUGUUGGUGUAUGUGUGGAGUCGACGGAACCCAAAUGUUCGCAUGAAUUUCUUCGGCCUCCUCAAUUUCCAGGCACCCUUCCUGCCAUGGGUACUGAUGGGGUUUUCACUUCUGCUUGGCAACUCCAUCAUCGUGGACCUUUUAGGUAUUGCUGUUGGCCAUGUGUACUUCUUCCUGGAGGAUGUGUUCCCCAACCAGCCAGGUGGUGGAAGGUGGCUGAGGACUCCAUCUAUCAUAAAGAUGUUGUUUGACACUCCAGAAGAAGAUGCCAACUACAACCCCUUGCCUGAGGAGCGUCCAGGAGGGUUUGCUUGGGGAGAGGGACAGCGCCUUGGAGGAUAAAUAUGCCCUCUGUAGCAUCCCUGAUUGUCAGGUCACUUCCAAAGACCUUCCCUCAGAGAGAUGAAGAGGACAAACAUGGUCUUUGCUUUUGACACGUUUGUUUAGUUAUGGAUGAAGAAUGCCAAACAACCAAAACUGGUUUGGAGGAAACCAUCUGUUGUCUGUGUAUGUUGGCUUUAAUCAUCCUCAAAAACUCUUGUUGAUGCCAGAUUCUUGCUCUAAGACUAUUGGAGAGAACACAAGCUUCGGCUGGAACUUUGGACGGUGAAGCCUUUGAGUUUGGGUGACAGUGUCUUCGUCUCAGACAAAAGAAAUAUCGGCUUACACCUACGUAUAUAAAAAAAGAAAAAAAGGAAAAAUGGCGACAGUAAAAUAUAUUCAGAUGGCGAGUCCAUUUUUCGUUUCACUUUUUUAAAGAAUAAAUGUGUGUUGCAAAUGAG